Messenger RNA from Tinamus guttatus (white-throated tinamou), 514 nucleotides. NCBI's taxonomy places the organism in Eukaryota, Metazoa, Chordata, Aves, Tinamiformes, Tinamidae. The record is from RefSeq and is a predicted model, not a curated record.
GCUGCGAGAACACCACCGUGCUGCAAUUAAGGUGAUACGUAGGAUGCAGUAUUUUGUGGCAAAGAAGAAGUUCCAGCAAGCUAGAAAGCCUUACGAUGUGCGAGAUGUUAUUGAGCAGUAUUCCCAGGGCCACCUCAACCUGAUGGUGCGAAUCAAGGAGCUGCAGAGGAGGUUGGAUCAAUCUAUAGGGAAGCCAUCUCUUUUUAUCUCCGUCUCAGAAAAAAGCAAAGACCGAGGGAAUAACACGGUUGGUGCCAGGUUGAACAGAGUGGAAGACAAGGUUACCCAGAUGGACCAGAAACUGAACCUCAUUACAGAUCUGCUGCAUCAUCUGGUUUCCAGUCAGCAGGGUGGUCACGGCAGCAUCAGAGCGUCUCAGAGGGGCAACACUGUUAACUCGGAUCUUUUCCUCCCUAAUAACACUCUGCCAACCUAUGAGCAGCUGACAGUGCCAAGAAGAAACCAAGACGAUAUCUCCUGAUGUGGUCGGCAUCUGGGCUGGGUUCUUCCCACC